Messenger RNA from Lactuca sativa (garden lettuce), 1164 nucleotides. Its product is annotated as heterodimeric geranylgeranyl pyrophosphate synthase small subunit 2, chloroplastic. NCBI's taxonomy places the organism in Eukaryota, Viridiplantae, Streptophyta, Magnoliopsida, Asterales, Asteraceae. Gene Ontology annotation, molecular function: prenyltransferase activity. The record is from RefSeq and is a predicted model, not a curated record.
UUUUCCAAAUUGUAAGUCUUAUCCAAAACGCUACCGUUUUAGGCUUUUAGCAGCCUUGUACGUCCCUUAUCAGAGAUGCUGAAUAUUUUUAUAUCUCAUUCUCAUCCAUGGAUCUCCAUUUUUACAUGCUUUUGCUUUCUCUGAAACUCAAAUUUCAAUAAUGGCCGGCGCACGUCUUUCGCUCACCGGAACAAAUCUAAGCCGUCCAUUUACCUCGCCGGCACGGUCGGCUUACCUUAGACGUACGAUAGUCUCCGGUGUGGCCCAAAACCUAUCUUACUGGGAUUCCAUACAUUCCGAUAUCGACUCCCACCUGAAAAAAGCCAUCCCCAUCCGUGAGCCCAUUUCCGUUUUCGAGCCGAUGCACCACUUGACAUUUGCGGCACCCAAAACCACCGCAUCUGCGUUGUGCGUCGCCGCGUGUGAGCUUGUCGGUGGCAACCGUGAAGAUGCAAUUGUAGCAGCGUCGGCAAUUCACCUCAUGCAUGCUGCUAUAUACACCCAUGAUCAUCUCAUGUUAACAAACAGUCUCCAGUCCGAUCCAGAGACAGAACCCAAAAUUUCACACAAAUUUGGCCCCAAUGUCGAGCUUCUCACCGGAGAUGGGAUUCUGCCGUUUGGGUUCGAGUUACUUGCGAGGUCCAUGGAUCCAGCCGGUGAUAACUCCGACGAUAUUCUGAAAGUGAUCAUAGAGAUUACACGAGCCGUCGGUUCACAAGGGAUGGUCGCCGGUCAAGAUUCCGACGUUGAGUUUGACCAAUUGAGUAGUCAAACACGACGCUGUCUCCAUGGAUGUGGGGCCGCCUGCGGAGCCAUAUUAGGUGGUGGGAGCCACGAUGAGAUUGAAAGAUUGAGAAGAUACGGAUCCAUUGCAGGUAAAAUACAAGGACUGUUAAAUGAAAUGGAUAGAAAUGAAGGGGGUAAAGGGCAAUUAGCAGAGAAAUGGAGAGCUUUAGCUCUAGAGGAGUUGGAAUAUUUUGAUAGCAAAAGAAUUGAGCAAAUUUCCACACUUGUGAGAGCGUAAAUUUUAUGUAUUGGCUAUAUCAUGUUAAUAUGUACGUUUAAUAUCUCUAAGUGGGGAAAAAUCAAAAUGGAGUUUGUAUGUUAAAAACCGUUGUUUAUAUAGUUCUAAUAUUUUAUACAUAAAAUAUAGCAUUUAACUAA